Messenger RNA from Anguilla rostrata (American eel), 4243 nucleotides. RefSeq names its product chondroitin polymerizing factor 2 (gene chpf2). Bases 1556 to 3874 code for a protein of 772 amino acids. The record is from RefSeq and is a predicted model, not a curated record. The transcript has 4 exons. Gene Ontology annotation, molecular function: glucuronosyl-N-acetylgalactosaminyl-proteoglycan 4-beta-N-acetylgalactosaminyltransferase activity. Gene Ontology annotation, cellular component: Golgi cisterna membrane. NCBI's taxonomy places the organism in Eukaryota, Metazoa, Chordata, Actinopteri, Anguilliformes, Anguillidae.
CGUUAGGCUACUGGGUUCAUUUUUUUGGAAUGUAAAAUUCAGAAAAACACAAAAUGAAAUAAUGGCGAUACAUUGUGUGAGAAUAUCCAAUAAAUGUAAAACGCUGAAAACCAAACAGUUUUCGGCGACUGAGACCACACUACUAGGCUAUAUCUGUGACUGAGACGCAGAAAAUCCAAUACAGCCAAUGAAAACUGGAUACCUCGAGUUCUCUCGGUUUGGAAGACGACAACGCGUUGUCACUAGCAUUGUCUCAAAACAUUGCGCAACGCGUAGCCUAGUAGAAAGCGUACAGAUAGUUAGCAGUCUGUAUUUUUGUGACAUCGCUAGUCUUCAUGCACGUUUCCUGUUUCCUGGAAUGGAGCGAACCUGACUUACAAUAAAGAUGUUCCGUGUCGUUUCUGAAACGUAACCGUCGAUGUUUUUGUUGGAUUUUUAGCUGUUUAGCUAGCUAGCUUGGUGUUCAGCUUAUAUGCAGCUGUUUUUCGAUUUUCACAGCCAUCGAUUCAAGAGACAAAAUAACGAAAGGAAGAUAUGGUCAAGGUUGUGCUUUCAUUGGAUCCAUACGGAUUUUUGGAUUUUUACGAGGAGGAAUAUAAAAAAUUAGCACAAAUGCAAACAAUUAUGACAAAUUGUGAAUUGCAUAGGCUAUGUGUUUAAGAAAGGUUUGCUGUAUAUCAAAACAGAGUUAAUCUAACUCUGUUUAGCUAAGAAAACGGUUUCUGUGUGACCAAAUGGCUUGCGGUGAUGGAAGAAAAGCUUGCUAAAUUAAAGGGAUGGAAAUGCCUGUUUUACUGAUAUUGACCGUGGGUUCAGUGUGCGUAGUGUGCUGAUAACGGUCGAAUGGACUUUUAACUAUGCAUUUAAUUUUUAGUUAAAUGUAUAUACCGUUCAUCAAAGAAUGUCUAUUUGCGAUUGCCAGUAUUGAACGUAGUAGUGUUAAUGUUACACGUCAAAUGUUGAACAGAAACUGCUUGUUGUGAAUGUCAUCAAAACCUUGUUUAAACGUUCGUGAAACUGCACGUAGAGCAUUAGAUUAAGGAUUGAAGUUACAUGCGACAUGGCAUCAAAACAAUAGGGCUACAGUAAUCUGUUUUAAUGUUAUUUUAACCAGAUUAAGUUAUUUUGGUCAUUAACUUGUUUAGACACAAGUGAAAAUUCUCUUAGGCUAGUCUCACCUCGUGUUCAAAUGCGGAACAACCAAGAGCGUAGAAGAACGGCUUGAUUUUUAUUUUUAGAAAAUAUAAUAUUAUGUAUUUUUUGACUUGGUCAGACAUCACACCAUUUAGUCUUUUGUCCAUCUGACGGGACGUGCAAGGAUAUAUAAAUGAUAGCACGUCAAAAAAGAAGACCUGCUGAUUUCACUACCGUACUGUCGACCCAAUUGAAACUUGACAUUGGAAUGUAGCAUAGCUGCCCAUUUGCACUGCCUUAUCAGUGGAGCAUCGUUUCUGACACGGUUGCCAGCUGCUCAGAUUUUUUUUGGACGGUCUCGGAUCUCGGAAGGAACCGCAGUUUGUUUCUACUUCGUGGUGAGCCUGAACUGCGGGGAAUCAUGCGCCUGUCCUCGUUUCUGGCGCUGUUCCGGCCUGCGCUACCUCUCAUCCUGGGGCUGUCGCUGGGCUGCAGCCUGAGUCUGCUCAUGGUGUCCUGGACGCAGGGAGACACGGAGGAGUCCUGUGGAGACGAAUUUGUAAAUGGGGGACUGUUCCCGGGCAGUCUCGGGGGGGACCGCCAAGGAGGUCACGGAGCCGAUCCCGGGAACGAGGAUUUUCAGCCUCGCGUAGUGCCCUACCACAAGGACCCCAAUAAGCCGCACAAGAAAGUUCUCAGGACGCGCUACAUCCACACGGAGCUGGGCAUACGGGAGCGCCUCCUGGUGGGCGUGCUGACCUCGCGCGCCACCCUGGGCACGCUGGGCGUGGCGGUCAACCGCACGGUGGCGCACCACUUCCACCGCACCUUCUUCUUCACGGGCCUGCGCAGCCCCAAGGUGCCGCACGGCAUGGCGGUGGUGGCGCACGGCGACGACCGCGCCGUCUGGCUGAUGUACGAGACGGUGCGCCACCUGCACGCGCACUUCGGCUCGGACUACGACUGGUUCUACCUGGCGCAGGACGACACGUACACGCAGGCGGAGCGGCUGUCCGAGCUGGUGGCGCACCUGAGCGCCGGGCAGGACCUGUACAUGGGCCGCGCCGAGGAGUUCAUCGGGGGCGAGGAGCGCGCCCGCUACUGCCACGGCGGCUACGGCUACCUGCUCUCGCGCAGCCUGCUGGCGCGCCUGCAGCCGCACCUGGACGCCUGCCGCAACGACAUCCUGAGCGUCAGGCCCGACGAGUGGCUCGGCCGCUGCAUCAUCGACUACCUCGGUCUGAGCUGCGUGGAGAUGCACCAAGAGAUGAUCUACCGCUACUUCGAGCUGGGGAAGAACGCGGACCCCGAGCGGGAGGACAGCCCGCAGUUUAAGAACGCCUUCACCGUGCACCCCGUCUCCGAGCCCGACCUCAUGUACCGCCUGCACAAGCGCUUCAGCCAGAUCGAGCUGGACCGCACCUACCAGCAGAUCCAGCAGCUGCAGGUGCAGAUCAGCAACCUGAGCGAGCUGACCCCCGAGGGCAAGGAGGGCGCCACCUGGCCCGUGGGCAUCAACCCGCCCUUCCGGCCCAAGACGCGCUUCGAGGUGAUCAACUGGGACUACUUCACGGAGGAGCACAUGUACUCGUGCGCCGACGGCGCGCCCAAGUGCGAGCUGCGCGGGGCGGACCGCGCGGACGUGGCCGCCGUGCUGGAGACGGCGGUGGAGCGGCUGAACGAGCGCUACCAGCCGCAGCUCCGCUUCCGCAAGCGCCGCCUGCUCAACGGCUACCGCCGCUUCGACCCCACGCGCGGCAUGGAGUACACCCUGGACCUGGCGCUGGAGGUGCUCACGCAGAAGGGCCACAGCCAGGUCGUGGCCAAGCGGGUGGGGCUGCUGCGCCCGCUCAGCUCCAUCGAGAUCAUCCCCAUGCCCUACGUGACGGAGGCCACCCGCGUGCAGGUCAUCCUGCCCGUCACCGCCCGCGAGCUGGACUACGUGGGCAGCUUCCUGGACGCCUACGCCAUGAACGCGCUGGACGCCCGCGACAACGCGCUGCUCACCUUCCUCUUCGUCUACGACCCCUUCGACGCGCAGCGGGUCAGCGAGGCGGACGUCUUCGCCGGCGUCAAGGCCAUGAUCGGCGAGGUGGAGAAGCGCUACGGCGGCGCCAAGAUCCCCUGGAUCAGCGUGAAGACGGAGGUGCCCUCGCAGGUCAAGCUCAUGGACAUCAUCUCCAAGAAGCACCCGGUGGACACGCUCUUCUUCCUGGCCAGCGUGUGGACGGAGGUCAACGGCGACUUCCUGAACCGCUGCCGCAUGAACGCCAUCAGCAACUGGCAGGUCUUCUUCCCCAUCCACUUCCAGGAGUACAGCCCCGCCAUCGUGUACCGCGACCAGCAGCCCUCGGCGGCGGCCGGGGCGGGGGGCGCGGCCUCCUCCUUCUCCUCGGAGGGCCUGCGCGACGGCCGCUUCGACCGGCACGUCUUCGACGAGGCCUGCUUCUACAACGCCGACUACAUGGGCGCCCGCACCAAGAUGGCCGCCGACAUCCUGGACAACGACGAGCCGCUGGAGAGCAUGGACGUCUACGAGGUCUUCGUGCGCUACUCCGGGCUGCACGUCUUCCGCGCCGUGGAGCCGGCGCUGGUCCAGAAGUACGUGCAGCGGGCGUGCAACCCGCGCUUCAGCGAGGACAUCUACCACCGCUGCGUCCUCAGCAACCUGGAGGGGCUGGCCUCCCGCUCCCACCUGGCCAUGGCCCUGUUUGAGCAGGAGCAGGCCAACAGCACCUAGGGAGCGCCGCUGUGGUUCCCCGUGGCGGGUGCUGCGUUGACAGAGGGACGUGUGGACUCUGUGCAACCUCACCUCAUUGGACGAGACUCGGAGAGACCGUGGGGGGGGGAGAGACUGGAUUGGAUGCACCGAGGACUCCGACGUCUGUUUGACUCAGGCAGGCACACUUGGCGGAUAAACAGCUGAACUCUGAACUCCUCUGGCUUCUUGUUGUCCCUUUUUUGUUAUUUUGUCAAUCGUGGAAACUUUGUCGUGUGAAAGGGUGUAAAUGCAAGCUGUGUUUUUUUUUUUUUUUUCUUCCCGCACCGAAGUUGUUUUCGGUUUGUUCCUGGACUCCUGAAUGGGAUUUUUUUAUACGCGGAAGUCAAA